Messenger RNA from Spodoptera frugiperda (fall armyworm), 540 nucleotides. RefSeq lists its product as uncharacterized. The coding region runs from base 42 to 503 and encodes 153 amino acids. NCBI's taxonomy places the organism in Eukaryota, Metazoa, Arthropoda, Insecta, Lepidoptera, Noctuidae. The transcript has 3 exons. The record is from RefSeq and is a predicted model, not a curated record.
CGCAUUAAAUUCGUGUAUAAAUACUUGUUUAAUGAAAGCGCAUGGAUUUAUCAAAGGUUCAGUUCGGAGGUACAACGUGUCAAGUUCAAGCAUCUAAGAUGAAGAGUGUCACAUUGGUUGUAUUGCUAGCAGUCACCCUUGGGUAUGCAGCUGUAGAUGCUGCGUCGCGACCCCAAGCUCUGUUUACUGAACCAGACGAUAACUUGGAAAAGCCACGGGUGCUUCUAGCAUCUAAGAACAGCGACAAUGACAGGCUUUUGUCCAGCACAUACCACAGGGUGGAUAGAUCGCACAGAGUAGCUCACAAUCAAGAAAUUGUCAUUCGUUUGGUUGAGUACGCCAGAAUCACAAGAGUAGAGGGUUGGGGUGGUUCAGAUUCUGUAUUGAAAGUCCUAGACGGAGGGCUGGGUCACAAUUUCAUCAAAUUAGGUUAUGGCACUGAAGAAGAAAUGGAUUUCAAUUAUAGAUUUUAUGUAUACGGUUAUCUUGUGUGCGACGAUUGAAUAAAAUAAGAAUGUAAAUAAAAUUUUGGAAAAAUUA